Molecule: messenger RNA, 4408 nt
Organism: Paramecium sonneborni
Lineage: Eukaryota; Ciliophora; Oligohymenophorea; Peniculida; Parameciidae
Source: the annotation of a GenBank genome assembly
AUGGCUUUUUAUAUUUUAAGGAUAUAUCUUAUUCUUCCACUUUGUUUAUGUAAGUUAAUUUUAUACUAUUAUAGUAACAUUAAGCUGUAAUUAAGGAUAGAUUGAAAUUGACGGUAUAUGUUCCGAUUGUUCAUCUAAUUGUUAAAGUUGUUUAGCUCCUGGUUCAUGCAGCACAUGCAAUCCAGGAUAUCGUCUAAACAUUUUACAAUUGUGUGUUGCUUGUUCAAAUGGGUGCUAGGUUUGUUCUUCAUUAUCAUGCACAACUUGUUUUCCAAAGUUUUAUAAAUCAAGCUCUAAUUGCUAUGUUUGUCCAACUUAAUGUGCCACUUGCACAUCAAGCACUGUAUGUUAAACCUGUUUGGAUAAUUAUUUUAUACUAGGGAGUAGUUGUUCAGUUUGUGAUGUUUCUUGUAAGACAUGUGAAAAUUCGAGCAUUACUUGUACUUCAUGUGAUGUUGGUAAAUAUUUAUCAGGUUCAUAAUGCUUUCUUUGUUAUGCUCCAUGUUUUAGUUGUAUCAACAAUCCAAAUCAUUGUACUUCGUGUAUUGACCAUAAUUAAAAAGUAAUUAAUUUUCAAUGUGUUUGUAAUGAUGGAUAUUACAAGGAUGAAUUUAAUUAAUGCUAACUUUGUAUUUAACCAUGUUCUAAAUGUGAAUUUAAUGCUAACAAUUGUACAGAUUGUGUCUUUACUUUUACAUUAAGUCUUUAAAUACCUAAUAAAUGUGAAUGUUCUAUUGGAUAUUUUUCAUUUGAUUCUGAAACUUGUAAAUAAUGUUAAGCUCCUUGUCAAAGUUGUGAACAGGAUGUGAAUCACUGUCUCACUUGCAUUGAUUAAAAUUAAGUUGUAAAUGAAUUAAAUACUUGUGUAUGUAAAACAGGAUGGGUUCUUAAUAUUGACGGUAUCACAUGCAUUUAAUGUUAAUUGCCAUGUAUAGAUUGUGUAUAAACAAUAAAUAUAUGUGUUACUUGCUAAGAUUAAUCUCAUUAAUAACCAGAUUCAUGUAAAUGUGAACCUGGCUGGAUUUAUGACAGCCACUACUUUUGUGUUCCUUGUUUAUAACCAUGCGAUACUUGUGAAAUAUCUACAUCCAGAUGUCUAUCAUGUUUAGAUGACAAUCAUGAAAUAAAUAAUUAAUCCUAAUGUGUAUGCAAAACUACUUUUUAUUCUAAUAGUCUAACAACAUGUUCAAAAUGCAAUGAGCCAUGUUAUGAAUGUGAUUUAAAUGGAUGUAUCAAUUGCAUAGAUACAAAUUAAAUCAUAAAUUCCAAUUAUUAAUGUGUUUGCAAACCUGGAUAUGUUUUAUAAGGAGUUAACUGUUUCCAAUGUUAAAUUCCUUGUUCUACUUGUGUUAAUAAUGUUAAUGAUUGUUUAACAUGUUUGGAUUUUAAUCAAAUAGUCAGCAAUUAUUAAUGUAAAUGCAAAGAAGGUUUUGUACUGAUAGGGGAUGUUUGUUGUGAUUAAUAUUGUUUUGAUUGUUAGGGAAUGAAUAACUGUGUGGUCUGUCAGAAAGGAUUCUAUUUAACUACUAAUAGUAGGUGUUCUUAAUGUAUUGAUCAUUGCAAUAUUUGUUUUAAUCAAAAAAAUUGUGAUAAAUGCCAAGAUGGGUAUUUUAUUGAUUAAAAUUAUCAAUGCUAAAUAUGUUCUCCAUAUUGCAAUAUAUGUAAUCAUUAAUCUACGUGCGAUACAUGCUUUAAUGGAUAUUAUUUAAAUAAUCAAGUAUGCGAGAUAUGUAAUACAAAUUGUUUAACUUGUAUUUUAUCAGCUGAUAAAUGCUUAACUUGUAAAUUAAAUUAUUAAAUUAACAUCAAGAAUUAAUGUGAGUGCAAAAAUGGAUAUUAUGAAUAAGAAAAUGAAUGUUUUGAAUGUUAAUAUCUCUGUUAAAAAUGUUUAAGUUCAUAAAUAUGUGAAUAAUGUGUUUAACUUCCAAAUUUAUUAUUAGAUAUGGAUUACUAGUGUAAAUGCGCUAAUGGGUACUUUUGGGAUGAAAAAUUUUGUUUAUAAUGUGAUUAAAAAUGUUUGACUUGUUAAGAGGAUUCAAUUAAUUGUUUGAGUUGUGCUCAAUCAAGAAUUUUAUCAAAAAAUAGAUGUGUAUGCAAGGAUAAUUAUUUUGAAAAUGAAUAUGGAUUCUGUAUUUCGUGUGACAAUGAUUAAGGAAAAACUUAAGAAAUUUGUAGAUAUAGAAACUGUUCGGAUUAAAUUUGGACAUAUGGAGAAGAAUGUGAUGAUGGAAAUAAUGUAAAUAGAGAUGGUUGUUCAAAUUGUAAUAUAGACUUAAAUUACACUUGUUUUAAUUAAUUGCUAAAACCAUCAAUAUGCUUAUAAUGUCAAGCAAAUUGUCUAAAAUGUAAAUUUAAUCCACUUUCAGGUAAGUCCUAAUGUAUUCUAUGUGCAACUGGCUAUUUUUUAGAUAAAAAUAAUUGUGUUGAAUGUUCAGCAAACUGUCUGGAAUGUAUUGAUCGACCUAAUAAUUGUUUAAGUUGUAAAUUUUAAUAAAAUUAGAAUGGCAAAUGUUCUAAAUGUGAAUCUGAAUAAGGUUAUUUUUUCAACGUUUUAGACAAGUACUGUUAACCAAUUUGUGGAGAUUAAAUUAAAGUUUAUAAUGAAUAAUGUGAUGAUGGAAAUAUUAUUGAUGGAGAUGGAUGUGAUUCUAAUUGUAAAAUUGAAUAUUCGAAUGCUUAUUUGAAUAAGUAAAAAAAUUUUGAAAAGUUAGGUAAAAAUUAAUUUAAGUUUUGGUUAAAUAACAAUAGAAUUAUAAGCAAUUUAGACUGCCUUACUGCCAACAUUUCUAUAGAUUAUUUUGGAAAAGAUGAAUUCUUAUUCAAUUCCACUUAAACUGAUCAUUCAUGUAAUGUUUAAUUUUAAUUUUUUAAAUCAAUUUUUGCUAGCAACACUAUUCAUAUUUCGUUUUAAAUUUUAUAAAUCAAACAAAGAUUGUUAUUAGAGAAUUAAACUAAUAUGUUUAUUAAUUAUGAUAUCAUUCCAGAAGAUUUUAUAGUUUUAUCCCAAAGUGAAAUAGAUUAAAUAGAAGGAAUCGAAAAUGCAUAAUCGACAUUUGCAUUUAUAUUUCUUAUUUUGAUACCAAUUUCUAUUAUUGCAAAUUUGUUUGAUUAUUUAUGGACUAUUUUAGAAAUAUUGAGUUGGGUCAAUAAUUUCUAUUUUUUAAAUGUUAAAUUCCCCUUUAAUGUUGAAGCUUUUCUUAAGAACAGUGAUUGGUCAAACCUAAUAACCUUUCCAACUUAUUAAGAGUUAAACUAACCUGGAUGUGAUUAUUAUUUCAAAGCGCCUAAAAAAUUUGAUGAUAAAGGAAUAAAUCCAUUAUUUAUUAAUAAUGCAUAAGUACCAUUUUUAUUUAUUUUGUCUGCUGUUACUCUUUAUUUAUUCAAUUAUUUAAUUAAAUAUUGUUUUUAAAUUUUAGAUGUGUAUUGUAGCAAAACUAUUAAAUCAAGAGACAAACAUUUAAGUAUUUUUAAGAUUGAAGAAAUCAAUCCCUCUAAGAAAAAGGAAGAUUUUAAGAAGGAAGAGGUAGUGAAACAUAAGCAAAUACUUCAUAAAAUAGUAAACCUUUUAUAGAAAACUUAAUAAGGGCUUAAAUAAAAAAUUAAAUAAACUAUUUCAUUGUGCUUGCUUGAUAUUAGCUUAUCAAUUUUAUUACAAAUAACAAGCAAUUCUAGUUCAUAAAACUCUAUUGUUAUUGGAAAUCAGUAUUUGGCUUAUUUAUCGAUAAACUUGAUUUUUUUUCAACUUUAUUAAUCAUAUUAAAUAGUAAAUAUUCAUCCUCAUUUAGCUGAAAAUAUGUUUUAUAAAGAAAGGUAUGGAAUUUAUUAUGAUAAAAUAAAUACUUCAAAUUCAUUUGGUCUAUAUUAUUUUUUUUUAGGAUUACUUAAAAAACUUCUUUAUAUUUAUUUUAUGGUAACUUCCUACAAUUCACCAACAAUACAAACUUUAUUUUGUUUUGCAGCAAAUUCGAUUAGCCUUGCAAUUUUGUUGUACACAAACCCAUUUAAAACUAAAUUUCAAUAUUUAAUUUAAUUAACAUUUGAUAUUUGCUUGAGUACUAUAAUUUUUAUCACAAUUGGUUUUUCUAUGAACGUGAAUAAAAAAGUAAGAUUUAUCGAAGAAAAUAAAGUUAUUUUAGGUUGGGCUAUCAUUUCAUUAGUAGUCAUAGCAAUCUCUGUAGAAAUUUUCAUGUUAAUGUAUGAAUUGAUACUUUAAUUUUAUAAUUUGUUAAUGUACAUCAAAAGUGCAAUCUAAAAAUAAUAAUAAGAGGAAACAAAAAAUGAGCAGACGGGUGAAUAAUCAAAUGUUUUAUAAACUAAAAAGAAAGAUAAUAUAAAUGUCAAUAAGAAUAAGUUGCAACUUUCAAGAAUAGCAAAAUAAUCUUCUUUGAGAUUUCAUUAGAGAGAAUGA